AUGUCAGGUACUAUCGACUUCCACGGGCAAAGCUCGAAAGGGAACAAGAAAGGUGAAAACGAGCACAGAAAAGGCACGUGCACCAAAAACUGCGAUUUUGGGGCCAUGAAGUACAUGAAACGCGUGUGGCGUAAAGUGAUGGGGGCCAUUGCCCCGAUGGCGACCACGGACCCCACCAAUGCCCCCAAGCCUCGCCAUCGCCAUCAUAAUAAUGCUAAUCUAAAUAAGGAGAAAGCUAAGACGAGUGUUACACCCGUUGAUUCUCAAAGGGCCGAGGCCAUACACGACUGCAUCGACUUCAUAAAUUCUUCGUCAUCCUUGCCUAGAUCCAACUCCGUUGCUCGUUAG
Messenger RNA from Striga hermonthica, 348 nucleotides. NCBI's taxonomy places the organism in Eukaryota, Viridiplantae, Streptophyta, Magnoliopsida, Lamiales, Orobanchaceae. The record is from the annotation of a GenBank genome assembly.